AUGUAUACGAGUCCGAAACUUCAGCCCGACAUUCAAAUUGUUCUUCUUCGUGCACGGUUGUGGACAUAUGUAUUCAUGACAGACAUCAAACUGAUGUAUCGGCAAAUUGUGGUGCGGCCUGCUGAUAUAGAUUACCUGCGAAUUUUCUGGAGAUUUUCGAAAAAUACCACAGUGCAGGAAUACCGUCUCUGUACGGUCACUUACGGCACAUCAGCGGCACCUUAUCAAGCUCUUCGUACAAUUCAGGAAUUGGCAGUCGUUGAUGGAAAAUUAUUUCCCAUCGCUGCGUCAAUUCUCCUCAACGACACCUUCGUGGAUGAUAUUCUCACUGGAGCUAACACCGAAAAGGAUGCCCUUGAAUAUCAGUCACAACUUAUACAAUUGUGCUCAUUAGCCAAGUUUGAGCUCCGAGGAUGGGCCAGCAAUAACAGUCAUAUCUUACACGCUGUUCCCGAAGAAGCUCAAGCGAUGUCUCCAGCACUUCUGUACAAUGAAAAAAAUGAAUGUGAAUUAAAAAUACUUGGUUUGAAAUGGGAUCCGAGAGCUGACGUGUUUUCAUUUGAUACAAAACCAUCGGAAACUGACCCGACAAAGCGGUCAGUUCUCUCUGACAUUGCCAGAGUUUUCGAUCCGUUAGGCUUGCUGUCUCCCAUCACGUUCUGGACAAAACACGUCAUGCAAUUGCUUUGGACCGCUGGUCUCAAAUGGGAUGACAAAAUACCCACAGAUCUUGCUCAAUUAUGGACCCGAUAUCAAUCAGAACUGAAAUUGAUCGAAUCGAUCUCUAUCCCUCGUCGUAUAACGGUUGACGAGGCAACCACAAUGCAACUUCACGCUUUCUCGGAUAGCUCAGAGAAAGGUUACGCGGCGGCAGUUUACCUUCGAACACAAACAGCUACUUCAGCUUAUUGUCACCUUGUAACAGGUAAAUCCAAAGUCGCACCUCUCAAGAAGUCUACUAUCCCACGUCUUGAGCUGUGUGGAGCUGUAUUAGCCGCCAAACUAUUACGUUUCGUUGCUGAUACUUACUCAAAGAGUCUUCAAAUUGAUGAGUUGCAUGCUUGGACAGACUCAACAACUGCGUUAGCCUGGAUACAAUCCUCACCACAUCGUUGGGCCACGUUCGUGGCAAAUCGAACGAGCCAAAUUCAUGAACUCACCUCACCAGAUAUUUGGCAUCGCGUCCCCACUCAGCAAAAUCCGGUCGAUUGUGCUUCCCGUGGCCUAUUCCCGUCGGAACUUGUUGAUCACCCGUUGUGGUGGACUGGCCCAGCGUUUCUGGUAGAAUCACCGGGAAAUUGGCCAUCUGUUGUCCCUCGUUCAGACAACACAGGUGCUCAUGUUUCCACUGAAGCUCGGAAAUGUACUGUUCUCCAAAUUAAGACUACAUGCUCAAUUACUGAUGUUCUGCAUCGUUUCUCGUCGUUCGAUAAAAUUCUUCACAUUGUCGCCUACUGUCUUCGUUUCUCGAAAUCACGUCCUUCUGCAUUUACACAGAUUGUUAAUGCGAGUGAACGAGAACGAGCCUUGUUGGGUUUAGUGUAUUCCGUCCAACAAACAUCAUAUUCCGAAGACAUAUCCUCGUUAAAAAACGGAUUGCGUUGCUCUCCUGCCAUUCGGAAAUUAGAUCCUUUCAUUGAUGAAAAUGGAAUUCUUAGAGUGGGUGGGAGUCUCACGAAUGCUGAUCUCCCAUACUCUCACAAACAUCCACUUCUCUUGCCAUGCCAACAUCGAUUAACGUUGUUACUCAUUGACUAUCAUCAUCAGCGACUGAAGCACCCCGGAUGCGUCUCCCUUCAAGCGCAUCUACAACGUGAAUUUUGGAUACCGUCUGUACGGAAGAUUAUUCGAUCUCGGAUACGGCUCUGUAUCUCAUGUUUCCGCACCAGGCCACGUGCAGUUCAGCCGAAGAUGGCCAGUCUGCCGAGCUUUCGGGUGCAGCAAGUGAAACCGUUUGCAAUAACCGGAAUGGAUUAUGCUGGACCAGUCACGUUGAAGGAAGCACGUGGACGAAGAUCGGUUCCAAAGACAGCAUACAUUUGCCUGUUUGUCUGUACCACAACAAAAGCGCUCCAUUUAGAGCUAAGUUCGGAUUUGUCCACAGAAUGUUUUCUAAUGGCUUUUACUCGAUUCUCCGCCAGACGCGGACCCAUCAAGGAAUUACACAGCGACUGCGGGACCAAUUUCGUCGGAGCGUCACGAUUAUUGACCCCCCUCCAUGAAUUCACUCAUUCAAAAGGCUUUCAAGAUAGUGUUCAUCAUCACCUUGCUAAACACCAAAUCACUUGGCACUUCAAUCCUCCCGCAUCUCCCCAUUUUGGGGGUUUGUGGGAAGCCGGAGUAAAAUCCGCAAAGUCAUUAAUUCUUCGGUCUAUUGGAUUGCACCAAUUGACGAGUGAGGAGUUUUUGACACUUCUCACUCAAAUAGAGGCAACAUUGAAUUCUCGCCCAUUGUGUGCUAUCAGCAACGACCCAGGUGACUUAGAAGCAUUGACGCCCAGUCAUUUUUUGACUCUUGAACCUUCCACCUCGCUGCCAGAACCAAGCCUCGUCAAUCAACCUAUGUCAAAGUAUCAGCGAUGGCGCCUCAUUGCUGAUUUACAUCGACACUUCUGGACCAGAUGGAAGAACCAAUACCUCAGUAGUCUUCAACUUCGUAGAAAAUGGACGGAACCAGGUCAAGAAUUACGCAUUGGUGAGCUUGUCCUCGUGAAAGAAGCGACGCAUCCUCUUCGUUGGUGGAUUGGACGAAUACGUAAACUCCAUCCUGGCUCCGAUGGAACUUCCAGAGUGGCCACUGUUGAAACUACUUCUGGACCGUUGACACGCCCAGCUGUCAAGCUCUGUCCACUCCCAAUGUCUUGA
Molecule: messenger RNA, 2865 nt
Organism: Acyrthosiphon pisum (pea aphid)
Lineage: Eukaryota; Metazoa; Arthropoda; Insecta; Hemiptera; Aphididae
Exons: 1
Coding region: 1-2865 (954 amino acids)
Biological process (GO): DNA integration
Molecular function (GO): nucleic acid binding
Source: RefSeq, a predicted model, not a curated record